CAAACCCAUCCGCCAUGUCCAUCGAAAACAUCGAGAACCUCUCCCUUGAGGACGGCAACAACCAGAUCCCCGCCGGCGCCACCGUCGAGCUCCACUCCCGCCCCGAACGCAAGGCCCGCAAGGCCCUCGAAGGUCUCGGCCUCAAGCGUGUCCAGGGCAUCACCCGAGUCACCCUCCGCCGCGCCCGAAACAUCCUCCUCGUCGUCGCCGACCCCGAAGUCUACAAGUCGCCCGGAAGCGACUGCUACAUUGUCUUUGGCGAGGCCAAGGUGGAGGACCCCAACAGCCAGGCCCAGCAGUUGGCUCAGCAGCAAUUGCAGGCGAGCAGCCAGGCUGCCCAGCAGGCGCACGCGCAGGGAGGGUUCAAGGAUGGUGUGCCCAAGUCUUUGGAGGACUUGGUUGGGGACGAGUCUGCCGAGGGAUCCACCGACGCUGCCGCUCCCGCCGAGCCCGCCGACUUUAAGGUGAACGAGGAAGAGAUUCAGUUGAUUGUCGCCCAAACCGGCGCGGACGAGGCCAAGGCCAGGGAGGCGUACAUUGCCGAGAAGGGAGACUUGAUCAAUGCUAUCAUGAAGCUCCAGGGUUAAGCGAGAGGGGAUCUGAAGGGUUGAUGGACAGGACGUAGGAGCGUUGUGUAAAGCAAAAGAGAGCAUGGAUCUAUGCCUGCAUUGUAUCUACCGUACCCCCUGCAUACUUUCUUGUGGGCAGCAGAUACAUCGCCGUCAAUAUUGGUCGACCCCGAAAAUCCAAA
This is a messenger RNA of Cryptococcus amylolentus CBS 6039, 751 nucleotides long. Its product is annotated as nascent polypeptide-associated complex subunit alpha. Lineage: Eukaryota; Fungi; Basidiomycota; Tremellomycetes; Tremellales; Cryptococcaceae. Gene Ontology annotation, cellular component: nascent polypeptide-associated complex; cytoplasm. The transcript is spliced from 3 exons. The record is from RefSeq and is a predicted model, not a curated record. Bases 15 to 587 code for a protein of 190 amino acids. Gene Ontology annotation, biological process: protein targeting to membrane.